Ambispora gerdemannii is the source of this 1707-nucleotide messenger RNA. The record is from the annotation of a GenBank genome assembly. NCBI's taxonomy places the organism in Eukaryota, Fungi, Glomeromycota, Glomeromycetes, Archaeosporales, Ambisporaceae.
AUGAAUAGUUCUAAAUACAUUUCCAUUUUGAAUGCUUCUAAUAACAAUGGAAGGCGAAAAGCACAAACAGCUGUUAAAGCUAAGGCAAAAAACACAACCAAUAAAAAGAAAAAACAAGCCAGUCAAAAACGUGAAUUGUUAAAAAAGAGUCUCGAAUCUCGUAAAGAAUUUGAGAAUCUCACUACAACAUGGCAAGAGAAACUUUUUGAGCCGGUAGACAUACCAUUACUCCAGGAAUCGGCUAAAUACAUGCAACCUUCACAUUAUUUUGAAGUGGUCGAAGAAAGAAAUGCGUAUAACCUAUGUGGUUUUCCCAUUUGUACUAAAUCUCCUCAAGAAAUUGAAGGACAAUAUCGAAUAUCCCUCCGUGCGCGAAAGAUAUACGAUGUUUCGGAGUUAAAAUGUUACUGUUCCGAUAGAUGCUUACUGGGUUCACGGGUCUUUGCCGCACAAUUAUCCGUUGAGCCUGUGUAUAUGAGAAAUUUUCAAACAUGGCUGCUACCCGAGGUUUUGCCGCUAGAUGUUGAUAUUAGACAGAUAAUGAAACAGAGAAAGCAGGAAGCACAGGCAUCCUCGUUUGCUAGUAAGCAAAAAGAUUAUAUUAAGACGUUGUUGGCAGAACUUCCGCCUGCACCUCCUGGACUCGUGAUCCAAGAAAAGGUCACUGAAAAGAACGACGAUGAUAAAAAUAAUAGUAUGGCUUCUUCAACAAAUCAAAUGACAUAUAUUCAUGAUUCGAUUGAAGGAUACCGGAUAGAAUUCUCGAAAGAGAAAAAUCAGCAGGAUAAAGAAGAAGCAACAAAAGCAGCAACAACGCCAGUCAAACCUACUACUUUGGUGCUUCCUAAAGAAAAAAGUGUGGUCACUGUUACUGAUGCUGCCAAAGAAGUUCCGAAGACUGAUGAAGAUGCAUACGAGUUGGCAAUGUCAAUAGCUAAUGCAAUAAAAUCAAUAAAAACGACCGUAGAGAUUAAAACACAAAAUCAAAAUAUAGGAAUCAGUAAGGGCAAAGAAAAUAAAACACAAAAUCAAAAUAUUCAAAAUAUUAAAACUAAUAAAGAUGAUAAAUCAAAAUAUCGAAAUAUCGAAACUAGUAAAGGAGAUAAAACACAAAAUAUAAAUCAAAUUGUUAAAACUGAUAAAGAAGUUCAAAAAGAAAAUCAACAUCAGCAGAAACAACAAACGGCUCCCCCAUUGGAUCUCAAUUCGCCUACAAACAUGAACAAUAACGACGAUAAUAAUAAGUCAAUUAGUAAAGGUCCAAUAUUGGACUUACGAAUUGUACCUAUAUCUCAAAUCACUCAAGAUGAAACAGAACCUUUUAAUCUCGCUAAUAAGCGAAAGAAACAGAAAAAGAUUGUUCCCAAGAUGUCAAUGUUUGGCAAAAUAUGGACCACAUUGGAUAGGAUGACCACUCAAGAGACACGACUUUACUUGCAUAAAAUGAAAAAUCCAUCGUUAGUAAACGUAGACAUUAAAGAAACGACGAAUAAAAUUGUUGCCUCGAGUGAAGUCGUGAUGCGAAAUAACAUAUUCAGUGAAAAGAUUAUUGAAAGUUUCAAUUUUCUACGAUCUCACUUAUCAAUAACCACAAGUAUUGAAAAUGAACUUUUCGAUCUCAUACGUACCUUCACGAUUGACAAUUCAUCAGUGUUUCUUAAUGACAUUGAAAAUAAUGUUCUUUGCUUGGUUUUUAUUUAUGCGUGA